Acyrthosiphon pisum (pea aphid) is the source of this 1079-nucleotide messenger RNA. RefSeq lists its product as uncharacterized. Bases 176 to 865 code for a protein of 229 amino acids. NCBI's taxonomy places the organism in Eukaryota, Metazoa, Arthropoda, Insecta, Hemiptera, Aphididae. The transcript is spliced from 3 exons. The record is from RefSeq and is a predicted model, not a curated record.
UAUAUAGUUGCGCGUUUCCAUAAUGACGAAACGGAGUGUAAAAAAAAUCUAAUCAAAUAACGGUUUACACGACGAAACACUGUGAAAAUUAUAAAUUAUUGAGUUACGUACGCAUCGACAAUAAAAUAUUAUAGAACAGUCUGAACGUGCCAAGUGAAUCGCAUACCUGCUCUGCAUGCCAUCGUCAAAGGGCAAGGCGAACCGCAAAGACUCGACGUCGAACUUGCUUCGGCUGUUCCAUGGUGGACGGACCGAUCAUCGCGUGGUCACCAGACAAGACCUGACCACGGAUUACCCCGAUAAUGAUAACAGUCCGCGGACUUCCACCUCUGAUGGCGGGGUCGCCAUCAAUAAUUAUUACACGUGGAACUCGUCCAGAACAAACUCUUCCAUACACAAGGAGAGGGCGGAAAUCGUAUCAGCACUGCACUCGGUCAAGUCAGCGUCGGAGCUGCAUCACGGCCUGUCGACGUGCAACAGCUUCACCGGAUCGCACAGGCUGAGGGAAAUCAUGUCAAUGUGCGCGGACCGCCGGGGCGAUUUUUCAACGGACGAGUACCACCGCCACGACCACGGUAACAGCGGUAACGACCAGGCCGACGACGUGGCUUCGACGUGGUCGACCAGCGGAGCGACCGCGGACCGGCGUAGUUGGUCGUCGUCGUAUAUCGGUGGCGCGUCACGUUGCUGGUCGUGUACAGCCACCGACCGCGAAACUGACGACGACGAAGACGACGACGACUAUGGCAAUAACAACAACUUGACCGCGGACGAGGCUAACUGCCGGCGGACGGCCGAUAGCCGUCGGUUGUCUUGGGUACGAAAGUUGAACCAGAAGUUCAGAAACAGUCGGGACAGCAGAUAACAUGAUAUGCAACUGUAUUAUAAUGUACAAUAAUAUAGGUACUCUAAAUUAUAAUAAUAAAUUAUUAAUAUAAUCUUAUAAGAUGAGCGUGUUCUGUACAUUCGUGCGCAAUCGUACUAUCUAUAUAAAAUAAUAAUCGCAAUGUCUGCAGCGAGAUGAAAACUAGACCCGAAAUAGCAAAAGUAAUAAUAACAAAGUAAAACCAAAAAAGCGA